Polypterus senegalus (gray bichir) is the source of this 1328-nucleotide messenger RNA. It is a transcript of the gene fgf17, whose product is annotated as fibroblast growth factor 17. Lineage: Eukaryota; Metazoa; Chordata; Cladistia; Polypteriformes; Polypteridae. Gene Ontology annotation, cellular component: cytoplasm. Gene Ontology annotation, molecular function: type 1 fibroblast growth factor receptor binding; type 2 fibroblast growth factor receptor binding; growth factor activity. The transcript is spliced from 5 exons. The record is from RefSeq and is a predicted model, not a curated record. Bases 580 to 1224 code for a protein of 214 amino acids. Gene Ontology annotation, biological process: positive regulation of gene expression; cell differentiation; positive regulation of cell population proliferation.
UCCAUUCUGUGUGCGCAAACGGGCGCAGAUGACUGACUGACAAGCACGACUCCAGAAUCCAGAAACUGGUUGCUACUUACUGGAUUGUGCAGCGUUAAAGUUUACACACAAAUGGAUUCGGUCAGUUUUGAAGAAACCGAUAACCACGUUGUUUUCUGCAUUUUAUUAUAAAUUAAGAAUUGUUCCUUAUGUCUUCAACACUGCUUGAAUGAAGGAGCCAGCGCUUCCUGACGCUAUAUACAAUACAGUACACAUCGAGGAGAACUCUACCACAGGAUCUACAAAUACAAGCCGACUCCGAGGAAGAAGGAGACUGCAGGAAAGAAACAAAAAGCGAAAAAAAGAAAGACACCCCUUCCUUUAUUUGUAAUGGAUGCAAUACAUUUAAUAUUUAAUUGGUACAAGAGUAUUACGGAUACCCCAGAUCGAUUGAACAACCACAGUGCUUUAGAAAGGGCAAGUCUAAGAGGGCUUUAAAUCAUUGAUAUUUCCCUUACCAUUCUUACCGGGAUUGAGGAUAUUCAUCUUAAUCUUUUCACCACAGAAAAUCGGGUAGUUCAGAGUGACGAGACGGGAGUUAUGCCCUCAUUAAGACAGCAAUACUUUUACAUAUCAUUCCAUUUCCUACUGCUGUGCUGUAACUCGCAGGGGGAGAAUCACCCAUCUCCUAAUUUUAACCAGUAUGUGAGGGGCCAAGGAGCCAUGUCAGAUCAACUCAGCCGACGCCAGGUGCGGGUUUACCAGCUCUACAGCCGAACAAGUGGCCGCCAUGUGCAGAUCCAAGGGAGGAAGGUGACCGCAAACGCAGAGGAUGGCAACCGAUUUGCAAAAUUGUUUGUCGAAACGGAUACAUUUGGCAGCAGAGUGCGUAUCAAAGGAGCUGAGACUGGCCAUUACCUUUGCAUGACCAGAAAAGGCAAACUUGUGGGAAAGCCUACAGGGAAAAGCAAAGAUUGCAUCUUCACAGAGAUCGUCCUAGAGAAUAACUAUACUGCUUUUCAAAGUGUCAAGUACACUGGGUGGUACAUGGCAUUUACAAGGAAAGGAAGACAAAGAAAGGCCUCUAAGACACAGGAAAACCAACGGGAAGUCCACUUCAUUAAACGUCUUCACAAAGGACCUCUGCCUUUCCCUAAUGAGGAUCAACAAAAACGUUUCGAGUUCAUUAACAUUGCACCUACAAAACGGGCAAAACGGAGUUGGAAACUGCAGACGCCUUCUUAACAGGGUGCAACUUGUAUAUAGAACUGGGCAGGUUUCCUUUAAGAAGAAAUAGAUUUAUUUUUAUACCUUAAUCAUUUUUAAUGCCAAACAGACAUAACUUCCAA